AUGGAAGCCUCGGACGUGCUUCCGACGCCCGCGUCCUUCCUUCUGCAGGCCAUUGCCAUGGAGAUCCUCAAGGUCCCGCGCGGAGAGAGGAUCGACCUCCCGACGCAGGCGCCAGCGCAUGACCGAGUCCUCGCGUGGCAGUUUACGGUGCAUGCGUUCGAUGUCGGGUUCCGCGUCGAGGUCGACGGCGCGCCAUGCGACCAGUUCCGCCACCGGUAUCAAGCAGCUGAUAAACUCGUCGAAGGAAUCCUCGAGGACGUCCCGGUCGGUAGCCACGUUGUGCUCACAUGGGACAACCAGUACUCGCGGCUCCGCAGCAAGAAGGUGAGCUACCGCCUGCUAUGGACAACGCACGAGGCGCUCCAUGCUGCGCGGGAAGCCGCGAAUGAGUACAACAUCAAGUACAACAACGACGUCUACCGCGCCCGCUCGACGAGCGCGGUCGACCGCCCGAAGGCGUUCCGAAGCCCGCGGACAACGGCUUCGCAUGAUGCGCUCCUGCAGCGCCUUGAGACCGCCGUCGUCGACACCGUCUCGCUCUUCAUGGAGCAGCCCAACGUGCCACUACAUGCAGGUGCUGCAAGGGACCUCGUCCUCGCGCUUGAGGCCAUCUUGCGCCACGGCAUCCACGUUCACCCCGCCGAUAUGUACGACGAGUGGCCCGAAGAAGCGUAUUUUGGAUUCCUUAUCCAAACGCGCGAUGUGCUUCGGGACGAUGCGUCUGUGGUUGCUGACGCCCAGCUCUUUACACCGCCGCCGUCGAUGCGCUACGUGGGUUGGAGCCGAGCCCGCGCCUUCCUCUUCUACGCGCUCAACCGCGGGCUGCUCCACCGUGCGUUGGAGAACCUCGUCAAGCGCCGCAGUCUCGUCGACCGCUAUUACGCUCCAGAGAUUGCAUUUCUGGGGUCAUAUGCGCGCGCCAAGGCGGCGAUUUCGCUUCUCUCGGCGCUGCAUGGCGUUACCUUUGCCCUCGCGCCGCUCCAAGACGACCUGAAUGUAUCGUUCGCAACAUUUCCCCCCACGCUCUACAUGGAAGACGCCAUGGCGCCCUUCGCAACGUCCGAGCUCGUCCUCGUCGAUCCCAUCGACGCAGGCGACGUCCUGCGCUUUGAUGGCGCGUCGGAUCCGGACACCUUCGAGUCGAUUCGCGAGUGCACCCCGGUGCGGUACCUGCUUCUUGGACAACCGAUUAUCGAUGUGGUCGUUCGCCGCAGCCAAUCGCUUGCGAUCCCGCUCAUGGAUGGCUACGACGAAGCUUCGGAUGUGGUGCUUGCACUGCAGCUGCGGCUUUUGGGAAGCAACGCGCAGGUGCUCGUCUCGCUGCAGUGCAAUGAGGUGACUGUGAGCUCUGUGCUGACGCUAUCCGCCUCGACGCAGUGGACGGAGCUCCUCGUCCGCGCCACCGUGCCAUCGCAGCAUGGUCUCUCACUGCUCAUUGACAACCGGGAUACCAUGGUGUGGUCCAAGCACAUCUUUUACCGUGCCCGCGUUGUCGCCCGUGCCGACUAUGUCCACGCGUGGGACGCAUCCCGAGGCGCCGCCGAAGCGAUUUGCUGGAAACUCGUCGUUCAGCGUGCGCUGAAGGCCACGAGCACCAUCAUCGCUGAGCUCGAGGCGGACGAGGAGCGAUUGCUACGACAACAACGCCCUUCCACUGUUACGCAGGAAUCGGAAACCUCCUACUCAGAGCUGCUGUUUGGGUCGUGGCUCGGGGCGCGAUCGGACGCAGCGUGUGGCCAAUGCAUGGAGCCCUUCUCUCUCUUUCGCCGCGCGCAAGAGUGCCCCGUGUGCUUGAAGCAGUGUUGUGCCAACUGCACGCGGCACGUCAUUCCGCUACCGCGGUCGGGCGAUGACGGCUACGUGUGCGACCGUUGUUACUUGAAGGCGCUCGACAGUGAGCUGGCGACGCGGCAGCAACGGACGGACGGACGCGGUGAGAACGCGGCGCUCGAGGCGCUGCGACAAAACCCCUCCAUGGACAAGUACUUCAAGAUGCUAUCGUUUGGUGUCCCUGCAUCGGCCGUCGGGCAAAAGAUGCAGCAAGACUACAUUGAUGCGGACAUCAUCCACGUCUUCACAUCGGCCUUGGACCCGAGUGGCGCGAGCACGAGCGCACAGAGCCACGGUGCCGCGGCGUCGAGUCGAACGCCAAUGUUGCUGCGCAAGAAGAGCAAUCUCCGAAAGCUGCAUUGGACCGCGCUGGACGUUAAGAAGGUGGAUGUCCACGCCUCGAUCUGGCAUCGCCAAACCGACAAGCGGCGGAAGGCGCCGAUGGCCCUCUCGAGCAGCGACCUCGACCGCCUCGUUCAACUCUUUGGCGACAACACGACGGCAAAGUCGCUGAAGAAGACGUCGGCAAAGGCGGGCUUCUCGGCGCUCGACUCGCGUCGCUCCAACAACAUCAACAUUGCGCUCAGCCGGUUCAAAUCGAUCGCGGGGGGCGUCCACGGCGUCGUCGCCGCGCUGGCGGCCUGCGACCUCUCCAUCUUGCACGUGGAUCUGCUCCAAACACUCGAUGAGAUUGCACCGACGCCAGCCGAGGCAAAGCGCUACAGCCAUUUUCGUGGCAAAGUCACCGAUCCCGCCGAAGACUUUUUGAUUGAGCUCGUCAAGCAGCCGCGCAUUGCUGAAAAAAUCAAGUCGCUACUCUACGUCGUCCAGUACAAAGCCAUGGCGGCGGCCUUGCGCCAACAGCUCGAAGCAAUUGCAGUCGCUGCCAGAGACAUUCUCCAGAGCGAGCGGCUUCCCCGGUACUUUGAGAUCGUCCUCGCGCUCGGCAACGUGCUCAACGAAGGCACCGAGCACGCUGACGCGUCCGGCGUCACCCUCGCCUCGCUCCUUAAGCUCUCCGAGACGCGCUCGAUGGACCAAAGUAUCACGCUUCUCCAGUACCUCAUGACGCUCAUCCACGCGCGCGGCGAGACGGAUUUGUUCCAGAUUUUGCACGAGUUUGCAUCACUCGAGACCGCGCAACGCUACUCGAACGUGCUCUGUCUCUCGCAGUGUGCGCUGCUGCAGAAAGGCCUAGCCAAUCUCAAGUACGAAAUCAAGGAAGAGAAGCUCCACGAGCACGUGCUUCGGGAGCGCGCGCAGCAGCAGGUGCAAAAGCAGCAGAAACAAGCGAUCGUCCGGCAAAAUUCGGUGGCGCCAUCCGGAGGUCGGUCGGCGCUGCUCUCGGCUAUCCGCCGCCAAGCCAGCACGGUCGACGUCAUUGCUGAAGGCGACGAAGCGCCACCGCGCAGUGCCCUUCUCGCGGCAAUCCGGCUGCAGCACACCGACAACACUGACGAGGCCACCACUCCGCAGCAUGCGUUGCUGGCAGCGAUUCGCCAGCGUGCCGAAAGCAAGACGGAAUCAACGAGUCGCGUCGCCGAGGCUUCUCCGCCAGCAGACCCUCGCGCAGCCCUCUUUGCGGCGAUUCGCAAGAGAGCGCCCGGCACCGAGGCCGAUGUUGACAACCCUCGUGCUGCUCUCAUGGCCGCCCUUCGCACACCAAGCCCCGACUCUACAACAGCAAAGGCUGCCACGUCGGCGGACAACCCUCGUUCAGCACUCAUGGCUGCGCUUCGUCAGGGCCAGUCAACUUCAGCGGCAGCUGCUUCGCCCGACCCGAGCGCGACGGGAGGUCGUCAUGCGCUUUUGGCCGCGAUCCGCAAGGAAACGCAAAAUGUUCCACCGACGACGCCGGUGCCAGUCGUCAUCGCUCCCGUCGUCCUUCCCUUUGUGACAGUCAUGGAGAAGCAAGCCGCGGAUAUCGCAGAGGACCUCGCCAAGCUACAAGACGACGUGACCGUCAUGACGGAAGCGUGGCGUCAAGCCGCGCAGUACCUCGGCGAGAGUCCGUCCUCGAGCUCGGACUAUGUCCUUGGCUUGCUCUACCGCUUCAUCAUGGACGUCAAGGUUGCGUACAAGCUUCUCGUUGCGAAAGGCCAUUUACCGCCCGCGCAUGCGUCGACCACCAGCGUGGGUGACAGUAUUGCCACUGUGUUUGGUCCUGCCGUCGUGCUCGCGGUGCGGCAUGCUGGUGCGCAGAUCGAAGUCAAACUGGCUUGGGCACAGUCGGCCUUUCUGAACCCCGCGAGUAUCCUUCAACCGAGCGACCGCGUGAUGUGUCGCCUCUUUGGUUGCGGCAUCGUCACGGCCACAACCUAUGGGCGCGGUCUGCUCAGCGUGCGGUUCCCCUUUGGCUUUGCGACGUUGCGCGUCGACGAUAUUUUGUACAGAAUUAUCCUCUCCUCUGUCGACGCCCACAACCAAGCGCUCGAGAUGCGCCAUGGGGAUCCGAUUCGGACGCCGUUCGGGCCCGCAACGCUUCUCUCCGUCACGAGAGAAGGCGCUGUCUAUGGCUCCUUUGCAUCGGGCAUCGUGCAUGCGUUCAAUCCCAGGCUCGGCCAUCUCUACGUCCAUGUCCAAUAUGUCACGUUUGCGUGCUAA
This is a messenger RNA of Saprolegnia parasitica CBS 223.65, 4434 nucleotides long. RefSeq lists its product as hypothetical. Gene Ontology annotation, cellular component: WASH complex. Lineage: Eukaryota; Oomycota; Saprolegniomycetes; Saprolegniales; Saprolegniaceae. The coding region runs from base 1 to 4434 and encodes 1477 amino acids. Gene Ontology annotation, molecular function: metal ion binding. The record is from RefSeq and is a predicted model, not a curated record. The transcript has 11 exons.